Molecule: messenger RNA, 321 nt
Organism: Hirsutella rhossiliensis
Lineage: Eukaryota; Fungi; Ascomycota; Sordariomycetes; Hypocreales; Ophiocordycipitaceae
Exons: 3
Coding region: 1-321 (106 amino acids)
Source: RefSeq, a predicted model, not a curated record
AUGUCCACUCGUGACAUUGCCUUCGGGCUGGGCAAGUCGGGCGAGAAGGCGUACGUUGUAGGGCCUGUGCCGGACAAGGAAACCAACGUUGCCCAGAGCCUCCUCGACAAGCAGCGCAACCUGGCUUCCAAGCCGAUCGACCCAGCUGUAGGGAGCAGCCCGAAGCAGGACGAGGAUCGCGCGCAUGUGGUUUACAACCGCAUCCACGGCACGGGAGCCCUGACCCCGGGAUCGCUUGCCAGUGUGCUUGAAGCAGGGAUCAAGAAGAAGUCGGCAGACAUGGAAACAGGCCCGGGCAAAACGGGUGGCGAUGGCAAUUGA